Penicillium soppii is the source of this 669-nucleotide messenger RNA. It is a transcript of the gene wos2, whose product is annotated as Hsp90 cochaperone SBA1. Gene Ontology annotation, biological process: chaperone-mediated protein complex assembly; protein folding. The coding region runs from base 1 to 669 and encodes 222 amino acids. Gene Ontology annotation, cellular component: cytosol; nucleus. The record is from RefSeq and is a predicted model, not a curated record. The transcript is spliced from 4 exons. NCBI's taxonomy places the organism in Eukaryota, Fungi, Ascomycota, Eurotiomycetes, Eurotiales, Aspergillaceae. Gene Ontology annotation, molecular function: protein-folding chaperone binding; Hsp90 protein binding.
AUGUCUCAGACCCUUACUCCCGAAGUGACAUGGGCCCAGCGUUCAUCCGACGAGGAGCCUGAGCGCAACUACCUCUACGUCAACAUCAAGACCCCCGAUGUUCCUAAGUCCGAUGCUACACUUAGCAUCACCGAGAAGAAUGUUACCUUCAAAGGCCCCUCCAAGAAGGGCGUAACAUACAGUGUCUCCCUGGACCUCUUUGCCGAGAUCGACCCCGAGAACAGCAAGGUCAACCACACCGACCGCGAGGUCGAGCUCGUUCUCCGCAAGAAGGAGCUCAAGAGUGAAUUCUGGCCCCGCCUUCUCGAGAGCAAGCAGAAGAUGCACUUCUUGAAGACCGACUUCGACAAGUGGGUGGAUGAGGAUGAGCAGGAUGAGGCCGGUGAGGAUGACUACGCGAACAACUUCGGCGGCUUUGGUGGUGAGGGCGGCGACCCCAACGCUGGUGCCGGUGGCCUCGGCAACAUCGACUUCUCCAAGCUUGGCGGUAUGCCCGGUAUGGGUGGCGGUGCCGGUGGCAUGCCCGACCUCAGCGCUCUGGCUGGUAUGGCUGGUGGCAUGCCCGGUGGCAUGCCUGGUGCUGAUGAUGAGGGUGAGGAGGACGAUGACCUUCCCGAGCUCGAGGAGGCUGAUGACACCAAGUCUUCCAAGAUCCAGGAAGUUUCUUAA